Elgaria multicarinata webbii is the source of this 2155-nucleotide messenger RNA. It is a transcript of the gene RHBDD3, whose product is annotated as rhomboid domain containing 3. The record is from RefSeq and is a predicted model, not a curated record. Gene Ontology annotation, cellular component: membrane. The transcript is spliced from 6 exons. NCBI's taxonomy places the organism in Eukaryota, Metazoa, Chordata, Lepidosauria, Squamata, Anguidae. Gene Ontology annotation, molecular function: serine-type endopeptidase activity; protein binding. The coding region runs from base 49 to 1224 and encodes 391 amino acids.
UACGCAUCAUGUGAAGAAGGACUUAGCACAAUCAUCUUCCCUGGGGGCAUGCUGUUCAGGAGGCUUUUGAGCGGGCCGUGGGGGGCGCGGCGCCCCCCGAUGGCUUCCUCCACCCUCAUGCUGCUUCUCUGCCUGUUCUGGCUGACAGGCGUUGGGGACAGCAUGGCCUUAGUGCCCGACCUGCUAACCAGCCCUUUCCAAGCCUAUCGCCUGGUGACCUACUGCCUGGGCCCUGCGGAUGCCGCCCUCCUGGUCUUGAAUCUGCUCUUCUUCCCGCCUCUGGCUUGGCGUCAGGAGCUGCAGCAGGGCACCCUCCGCUACCUCCACGCCUCGGUGAUUGGCGCUGUCGCCCCGGCCCUGCUGUACCUCCUCCUGGCAGGAUGGUGGGGCGCUCCGCCCGGCGCUGCUGUCGGCGGCUACACCCCAGUGCACCUGGCCUUGCUGGGCUGCCACCUGAGGCAGAAGGGGCCCUCGGGUAGGGUUUCCGCAGCUCUCUUGGCUGGGCUGCUGCUUGGGCUCAGCCAGGCCCUUUCGCCCCGUUCGCCUUUCCUGCUACAUGUGUGUGGGCUCCUGACUGGCCUGGCCUACUGGGCUGGGAUUUUCUCCCCGCUGGAGCUAUCGGAGAGGCGCCUGGAAAGGCUGCACAGCGGGAUCAUCCACAAGGCCCAGGCGAGGGGCUCUUUCCUCCCCUUCGUCAUGCCCCCAGCGGCGGCAAUCCUCCCAACCACUGACCCAGCAGCCGGAAGGGAAAGGGCUCCUCUUCCUCUGGAGUUCCAUGCCCCAGGCCUUUAUCCUGGCGGUUUUCCGACCCCACCUCCAAUUUCACCCUCUCCCUUUUACGGGAGUGGAGAAAGCCCAGGGCUGGAGCAGGCGCCCUGGCUGUCUCUUGCUUCUGGUUCCCUGCCCUCCUCCUCGACCCGCCACGGGGCUUCGGACAUUCCUUUCUUGGCCCCGCGAGAAUCCCUGACAGACGAAGAGCUGCUGCAAGCUGGGAUCCGGGCCUCUCUGCACGACCUGCCUGAGGAAGAAAUGAAGCUUUCCAAAUCUUCGGUUUCUUCUCUGCGGCUUCAGCAGCUCCAGAAAAUGGGCUUUCCGACCGAACGGGCCGUGGUGGCGCUGGCAGCCACGGGCCACGUAGAGGGCGCGGUCUCGUUGCUGAUCGGAGGCCACGUGGGAGAUGAAGUCGUGGUGACUGCAGAGGGCCGACUAGGCCAUCCCAAGUGACCUCCAUCAGGCCCCAAAUGAUGAAUGAACAGAAGGCAGCAAGCAGCGUGCUCUCAUGGCUGUACACAUGAUCUGGGCGGAAAACCAGGUGGGCCUAGAAAUGAACAGUGGCUCUUCAUGGCUUCGACUGGAGAAGAAAGGAACAGGAAGACGGGCGAGUGGUAAAAUUGAAUCCAAUGCUCCAGUUGUACAGGAGGCAGGACAGGAAGCUGGCCAGGGCAAUAGACCUCCAUGGAGGUCCAGGUGACUUGCGAAGUUCUCCAAAGGGUGUGCAGGUCCUUCUUCCGCACUGCCCCGGAGACCGAUUGGACAACGGAGUCUGAGCUGUGGAGGCAUUUGUGGGUCUGCCCCCUUCCUCGUCCUCAACCGCUUCCCCGAUUGCAGUCCCUUUUCCUGCACUCUAUAGGCGUGAAUGGAGCAGAAAUAUAUGUUUGCUUAUGUGCAACAGAGGAAAGGCUGCACAUCGUUGAGGAUUAAGAUAUGAUUUUAUGAAACAUUCAACACGAUGGAGACUGGGAUAUCAAAACUAAUGUUCACCCUGGGCAGUAAAAUAGUUAAGCAGACCUCGGGCCCCACCACCAGUUGGUUCCCCUCUGCCAUUGCGCUACUUUCUGAGCCGUGCAUGCGCUCACAUUAACAAAUUCAUCUGUGAGCAGCCUUUUAGGGUUACCUGUUUUGUCUUGUGAUUUCCUGGGCAUUUAGGCCAAGGCUUACCUAUGCAGGAGUCCGCAAUGAACUGCCCCGACAACUGCAGCGUGUUUAGUUCCCUGGUGGGGGAAUCAGCCAGCAAUUUUUGAACGAAAGGACUCUUGAAGGCAGACGUUAUUUGUGAAUAAAGCACCCCGGUAGGACUGUAGAGGAAGAACCCUACCAUUUGCUGGGCACUGGAUGAUUGACAGUAUUAUUUACAAAUUAAAAUCUGGCACGCGCA